Planococcus citri (citrus mealybug) is the source of this 4852-nucleotide messenger RNA. It is a transcript of the gene Atg17, whose product is annotated as autophagy-related 17. The transcript is spliced from 22 exons. The coding region runs from base 347 to 3658 and encodes 1103 amino acids. NCBI's taxonomy places the organism in Eukaryota, Metazoa, Arthropoda, Insecta, Hemiptera, Pseudococcidae. Gene Ontology annotation, biological process: autophagosome assembly; autophagy of mitochondrion; reticulophagy. Gene Ontology annotation, cellular component: phagophore assembly site membrane; Atg1/ULK1 kinase complex. The record is from RefSeq and is a predicted model, not a curated record. Gene Ontology annotation, molecular function: molecular adaptor activity; protein kinase binding.
UGUGUUACUUGCUAGUCUCUGAGUUGUUCGAACGCGAUUUUGUUGUAAUAUCAGCUGAUUAUAAUGCAUUUUUAUAAUAAUUAAAUUUAAUUGUAUCAUAGUUUUAUUAUAAUUUCGCCAACAUGUAGUGAUUAGUAUUCUGUUUCGUUUACUUACCAUUCGAUCGUUUCGUUUCGCGAUAAAUCCUUUCAAAGUAAUUUUUCUUUUCGACUCGUUGUUCUGUUCAUUUUACGCAGUAAUGUAUCAUUGUGAUGAACUGAUACCAUCACUUGUGUGUCUUCUCAAAUCAACUACAUAAAAACCAACCCGAAAGCAACAAAGAUGUAUUGACCAAUAACCAAAAUAAAUGUCAACUCCGGUCGUUGAUAAGUCAGAUAAACAACACGUGAAGGCCGCCGCUUAUAUGCAUCCCAUCAAUCCAAGGGAUAAGAUGUUAUACAUUUUUUACGUAGAUAUUGCCAAAUGCUAUACCCUCGACAUCAAUCUCAUCAACGAAACCAUAUUGCAUCUGAAACAUGUACUGGAGAAAAACUACGAUAUUCCGGUGACCAAGCAAGUGCUGCUGAUAAAUGGUGGAGAGUGUUUGGCCGAUGAUACGAAAAUUUGUUUCUAUCCUGCCGGAACGGACACAAAUCCUAUAUUUUUGUUCAAUCGCGCCUUCCUCGAAUCUUCCAGCGUACAGUGCUAUAUACCGGAUUUAAAAAAUAAUGUUACGAUCGAUAAUGAACUCAAUCAGCUCUUCGACAGUAUUGAAAAUUUAUCAGCUCCGGUAUCCCUUUAUACCAUCGAGAAAGGAUCCCAGCUGGCGAAAAAAUAUGUCGAGCAGGCCACCGAGGCGAAGAUGUUAUGCGAUAAAAUCAACACCGAUCAGUUAUUGCAACAUCAAGGUUUCUCGGCGGCUUUGGCAAAUUUGGACGAUGUAUUACGCACAUUCGAAGGGCAACUGGCGGCUUUCGACUCCUCGUACAAUAAAUACCUGGAAACUAGAGCAAAAAAUAUAGAUCUGAUUGACAGGUUCUCGGAAGAUCUAGCCUUGUUAUCAAAAAUACCAAUUUUACCAGCCCUACUCGAUGGCAACGAAGAAGAACGUGCCAGAAUGGAGACAUGUUGCGAUAAGUCCAAAACCAACGAUGUCUCUUUACUGGAAUGGAUCUCGGCCAAAGACCCCGAGCAAAGUUUGGAGAAUACGGUCGAGAUGAGUAGAGCUGCAUUGGCAAGGUACGACGAACACGCUUUGGUCUCGUUGAAAGAUGACAUCAAUACGUUAAUUAGCGCCGACGAAUUAUCCAGCGUACGUAACGUCAGCGAAAUAGUCGAAAAAUUAAUGAACCUGCAACAGAUUUGCCAGCGUAUUAAAGACUUGUUCAACGAUCAGAUGAGUAAAUCAGAUGGCAUACAACAUAACCAUAGACGUAUUUCGGAUUUGAGAGAUGAUUCGAUACUGCCAGAUUUGAUAGCGGCGCAUCGAGACACGCUGCGUGCGAUGAAGGCGAACCAUACCAAUGUACGGAAUUGUAGAUUUAUGUGUCUGCAAACUAAAAAGGAACUCUGUGAUAUUAUCCAUAAGAAAUUGAAGGCUGUGAUGACUAUUCAAGAACGAGCUGCUGAAAUACGCUCAAUGUUAUUACUACAUGGUGCGAAUAUGAAACGCGUUCGUCAAUAUGUCGAAGUGGUGCAACAGUUACAUUCGACGCCUAAAAAUUAUUUCUCGGCUGUGUCCGAAGUUGUCAGACGUCGAUCGUAUUCUCAGGCUUUUUUAAUGUGGGCAAGCGACCUGGCUUGUAAAAUAUUCACUAUUUAUAGCGAAGAAACCGAACGGAGGAAAAAAUUCAUGGCUCAGUUCGAAGGCCAUUUUCUAGAAUGCCUGUUCCCCGGAUUGAAAGACAUGCCGUCGAAUUUUGCCACCCAGUCGCCUCCUAUAUUCGAUAAUAAUUUACCAGCGCUUUGCGAAGAUGACCUGAAACAGUUAUGUCAACAUUUACCAGACCUAGAAGAAUGCGUUCAAUUACCGGACGUCGACUCCAUUCGUAAUUUCUUCCUGUCCAAGUCUUUAACGUUGAGCGAAAUCGAAGACGAGGGCGCACCCAAACAGAAAACCAACGAUGACGAUCGAUUAGCUGUUGUUAUGUCUUCGUCGUCGAACGCGUCCAAAACUCAAGAUUUAGUGGUGGCUAUGUCGUACGAAGACAGCAGCACCAGAGAGAAAAAAGAUGAUCUGGAGAAGGAGUCGGAUCGAGUUAAACACGAGAACGACAUGAAAACCAUGAGAGACGGUAUGGCCGUUUUAGGAACCGUCGCUCACAACACAGUGAUCUCAUUACGAAAUGACUUGUCCGCUUUACGAAGCUGGGUUUAUUCUCACCAGUCCGAAAUCAUCGCCGUUAUGCAAAAACUAUAUAGCGAAUCACAACAACAACAGAGUCACAUACACACGCUUCUACAAAAAUUACACCAGAAAGACGACAAGAUAAAAUCGCUCUAUUUCAAAAUAUCCACCAUCGAAACAGAAAAAAUGGACGAAGAAAGCGAAGAAGAAAAGUUCGAGAAACGAGUCAACGAAGUAGUCGCUCAGCAGAAAGCGCAAAUCAUCAAAGAAAUUACCGAAGAACUGACCAUCAAACAUAAAAAAGAAAUGGAAGCUUUACGUCAACGUUUCAAACUAAUGACUUGUACGAACAUGGAGCGCAGCCCAAGUGACACGAGUUUGGAGAAAAUCGAGGUACGGCGUGGCGAUAUCAUCGAAUAUGGCGCACACGAAGCUGCAAUUAGUCAACUUAAACAAGAUAUGCAACAGCAAUUGAAUCAAGCCAUUGCCAACGAGAGAUACGCUUAUGAAUCGAAACUCGAAGAAGAAAUGCGUCAAAUUAACUCGCAAUUUAAAACGGAGAAAGAGUCUUUGGAAGAAUCGAUCCGCAGACCAUUGGUGGAAGAAUUCGAUAAACAGCUGGAUAUGAUGAAAGUUAGAGAAACAUCUUUGUUAUCCGAGUUGCAGCGUCAUAAAGAAACCAUCCAUACGUUGACUGGUCAUGAAGGAGGUAGCUAUUCGUUGAUAAACCGCAUUGAAGAACUGGAAAGAGAGAAAACUCGUUUAGAAACUGAAUUGAUCAAAGAACGAACCUCCAAGUAUUCAUUCGGCUCUCAAACAUCGUUCAACACAGAUUCGUGCAGUUCGACCAGUCUAACCAGCACUAGUAGCAGUCCUGAUAUGCAACAGGGAAGAACCAGGUUCAAGGAAAGGAUUGCUUAUAAAAAGGGCGCUGGAGUGGGAUCACAUCGCUCAUCGCAAAGCAUUAAGAGUCGCGGAUCUUCAUCAUACCUUGUACCUGAAAGGAUCUCAAUUCAGACGAAAUCACUUUGUUUGUUUUAUUCAAGAUGCAACGUUGGAGAUCCUGUGUUAGUUGUUUGGGAUGAGAUCCAGAGGAACUAUACGAUUUUACAGAAUUCAAACACCCAUUACUUCUUGCAUCCUUCUUCGAUCGAUAAACUUGGUUUAAGACCAGCUUCAGAUGGAUCUCCUAGAAAACUGUAUUGCCCAGCUGAAGUCGUUGAAAAAGAAUACUGCGCUCCUAAGAAGACAACCAAUCGAUACAACCUAAAAGAAGGAGAACGAUUUUACCGUGUCAAAGUUCGACCUUUGGCUACUGAAAGAACCUUGUAAAAUGGACUCGCCGUUUAAUCAGAACAGCAACAGACUUGACCGCAUUAUCUGUGAUGAGUGCACGAGUUUCUGUUGAGAAAAAUUUCAAAAAAAACCAACAAUUCAGUAACAAAACCAACGCGUCUUUUGGUGGCUCCCUUUGUUUAAAUUAUUUUCUCAUCGAUACACAAUAAUCUAUAAUAACAAACACAAUAUACCCCCUUUUUUUUUAUCAAUUUAAGAUGUGAAUAUGAAGAUUCUUUUUUCUUUUUUUUUUUAUAUAAAUACGUAGUCAUUUUUCGCUUAAAUGUAGCCAUAUUUUGGCGUAUUUUUUUUUGGUUUUCAAUUUUGAUUUAGCUUUCGCGUUUAAUUUACCUUUUUUUCACUAAAACUCGCGUUUUCUUUUCCUUUUUUUUUGUCUCUGUAUAAGCGAAUAGAUUUAAGACGUAGUUUUUAAUAAUUUAGAGUUUACAUUCCUACGAAGUUUGUGUGUUUUUACGUUAUGUCAUAUAAUAUAAUACGUGUACCUUUUUUUUUUCGUUUUUUUGACCUGUGUGUUUGUGUAAUUAUACAAUAAGUACUGAACUAGGAUUUAGAGCUACGAGGGUUUUAGAGGCUUUGGCGAAACAUAUUUUAUCAAGGACUGCCAAGCUAAUUGUGUCUUUCUUGGGGGAUAAUUUUUGUUUUCAGCUGCUGUGAACGAGCAGUUGUAAAAUUUUUUUACGUAUUUUUACUCGUCGUCGUACUAUAGCCAUUUGUUCGUGCCCUUUUCCUUUUUUACGUUUGCUUAGAAUUAAGUUUUGUCGUCUGUGUGUGUGGACGUUUAUAAAAAUUUUGAUACGUUUUUUGCACUUUACAAUAUUAAGUAUCUUAAAAAAAACUAAUUCCUUGAUAAAACAAUAUGUUUAACCGCGUCUUCUUGUAUUUUUUCUUUUGCUAUACGCAUACGCUUAUGUAUAAUGAGUCGCUGUACGUGUUUUGGAUUAUUAUUUUUUUUUCUCUUUUGUUUCUUCAUUAUAUUUAUAGCGUAGGUAUCCUAGUUCGUAUUGUUUUUUUUUUCUCAUUUGACAUUAUUCUAUCGUAUAUAGAUGUUUGAUUACUAUAUUCCUAUUUUAAAUUUUUGCUCUUGAUCUUUUAAAAUUUGGUUCACUGUGUAGAGAAUUUUAUAUAUGUUGAGAAUUGUAUAGUACAAAAUAAAUAUACUUUUUCAGUUUG